UGCUUGCUGUCCUUCACAUCAUAUCAUGAAAUUUGAGUGACUUAACAGAAAAAACAAAAAUAGGAAGUGACUUGAAUGCUAUUCUUGGGAAGUAUAAAGAUAGAUGUGCAAUUUUUAAGGUCAUCAGCAAAACUCCAAUUAUCCACUCCCUCCAAAAAAAAUCUCUUCUUUCUCCAUUUCAUACUCCAAGCAAACACCAUAAUCCGUCAUUUAUGGCAUUUUCCACUGUAUUUUCAGCGACCACUUUGCAUUUCAAACCACUCUCUUCAUCUCGCCCGCAAACCAAUUCAAACAAGCAACGCCCCUCUAACAAAAACCCGAAAACCCGGAAGUUAAAAUCUCUAAGUUACCCGCCGCCGGCGCUCCACUCCAGUGCCGUGGAAGGUGGAGAUGCUACAACUUUCACCCGCUUACCUCCGAAAGAUGAUUUUAUCUUCGACAAUUUAGCUUCACAAUCACUUAGUGAAGAGAUUAAGCUUUCCGAUUCUAACCCCGCAGCUACUACAACUAGGAAACUUGAUGAGAAGCUUGGAGAAAAAUAUGGGUUUGAUUCAAGAAAUGGUAUUAGUCAGGAAAAUUUGGGUCUUGGCUAUGAGGGUUAUGAGGUGACUGAUGAUCUUGAUGAUGAGAAUGAGGGAAAUGAUGAGAGGAGUGGCAAGAACAUGAGAUUUGAUUACGGAAGGUUUGAACUUUAUGAAGUUGGUUCGGAUGAUGAGCAUGAUGAUGAAGACGAUUUUGACGGGGAAGAAGGUUUAAUGGUGUUUGAGAGUGAAGGAGUUGAAGAAGAAGAAGAUGGAACUAAAGAGAAAGAGAAAGGGGUUCCAGCGGUGAUGAGAUGUUUUGAUAGGGCUAAAAUAUUCGUAAAAGCAGGGGAUGGGGGAAAUGGGGUGGUAGCUUUUAGGAGGGAGAAGUUUGUGCCUUUAGGGGGACCAUCAGGUGGGGAUGGUGGGAGGGGUGGGAAUGUAUAUGUGGAGGUUGAUGGUGCUAUGAAUUCAUUGUUGCCGUUCAGGAAGAGUGUACAUUUUCGGGCUGGGAGAGGAAGCCACGGGCAGGGGCAGCAGAAGAACGGGGCGAAGGGUGAGAAUGUGGUGGUUAAGGUGCCCCCAGGGACCGUUGUGAGGGAGAGUGGUGGUGAUGUGCUGUUUGAGUUGUUGCAUCCAGGGCAGAGGGCAUUGUUGUUGCCAGGAGGUAGAGGUGGGAGGGGCAAUGCGUCGUUUAAGACAGGAAUGAAUAAGGUGCCCAAGAUUGCAGAGAAUGGAGAAGAAGGGCCUGAAAUGUGGCUAGAGUUGGAGCUGAAGUUGGUAGCAGAUGUUGGGAUUGUUGGAGCUCCAAAUGCUGGGAAAAGCACGUUUCUUAGUGUAAUCAGUGCUGCUCAGCCAGCCAUUGCAAAUUAUCCCUUCACAACUUUGCUUCCAAAUCUUGGUGUUGUUUCUUUUGAUUAUGAUGCCACAAUGGUAGUUGCAGAUUUGCCUGGACUAUUAGAAGGGGCUCAUCGAGGUUUUGGGUUAGGCCAUGAGUUUCUACGGCAUACGGAGAGAUGUUCAGUUCUGGUGCAUAUAGUUGAUGGUUCAUCAGAGCAACCAGAAUACGAGUUUGAUGCUGUUCGCCUAGAGCUGGAGAUGUUUAGCCCUGAACUUGCUGAAAAGCCUUAUAUAGUAGCAUACAACAAAAUGGAUCUACCAGAGGCAUCUGAAAAUUGGCCAUCGUUCAAGGAAGCACUGCAAGCUCGUGGCAUUGAACCUUUUUGUAUGAGUGCGGUUACUGGAAAUGGCACCCAGGAAGUCACAAAUUCUGCUUAUGAGCUUGUAUGCAAAAAUGCAGCAAACAAAGAAGAAGGUAUACUGGAUCCAACAGAUUUGGAUUACGUAGCUGAUAUGAUGCAGAAGCAGCGCGCAGCUCCUAUAAGUGAGUUUGAGAUCUCACACGAUAGCAGCACCAAAACAUGGCAUGUGAUGGGAGCAGGCUUGCAGCGUUUUGUCCAAAUGACCAACUGGAGAUACAAAGAUUCCGAGCGAAGAUUUCAACAUGUUCUUGAGGCAUGUGGUGUUAAUAAAUCCCUCAUGAAGCUAGGCGUGAAGGAGGGUGAUACUGUCAUUGUUGGAGGGAUGGAGCUGGUGUGGCACGAUGCUCCAGACUCGUCAGGCCCAACAAGUGGGAAGAAAUGGGCAGCAGAAUCAGUUGAAUGACUUGCAUUCAGAUCAUCUCUCAAGGUCAAAUUAUCAAAAGGCAGAACUGAAUGAACCCAAAGAUUAGCAUUUUCCCACUGCCUGGAGUUAGAGCUUUAGUCUUGGAGUUGAGCAAAGAGGUAAACAAGGGACCAUGGAGCAGGGAUGAGAAGAAGAUUUGAAAGCGUAAGUUAUUGAGUGAGAGAGAGAGAGAGUUUGAGACACACCUUUGUUGCAUUCAUUUAACAUCGUCUCUAAUCUUUGGAUGCAUUGUCCGAGAGUUGCAUGCAUGGGUGUGGACUUAUGAACAGAUGAAGCGUCAGCCGAGCAUGUAGAUGUUAGUAAGUGUAUGAAAUCCCAAUAUAUUUGCUGUUGGAUCCAAACCUAUGAAAUCCCAAUCUUGGAAAUUUUCAA
Sesamum indicum (sesame) is the source of this 2579-nucleotide messenger RNA. It is a transcript of the gene EMB269, whose product is annotated as GTP1/OBG family protein. NCBI's taxonomy places the organism in Eukaryota, Viridiplantae, Streptophyta, Magnoliopsida, Lamiales, Pedaliaceae. The record is from RefSeq and is a predicted model, not a curated record. Gene Ontology annotation, cellular component: mitochondrion. Gene Ontology annotation, molecular function: GTP binding; magnesium ion binding; GTPase activity.